AUGACCUCGUCGGCAUCGACGGAUCUGGGAGGUCAGCAGCACCGUAAGGUUUUCAUGAUUUUUUUUGAACUUAUUCUGAACCACUGGAACCAAAAAAUCAACGAUUGCGAUAGGGGGCCGGUUGAGCGUGGCAAAUCGUGUUGUUGGGCUCGUCGGAGAGCUGUACAGUUUCGGUAUGAACUCCUGAUUCUGCCUCUUGUUUUUUUCUUCUAUUUUCUCCUUCAGCGAGUGGUGACGCGACGAAGUAGCGCGAUCGAAGCAUUGGAAUUAGCGGCAGAACUGGAUGUGCGUCUGCAACAGUGGGAAGCAGAAGAAUCUGAGAAGUGGUUAAUAGAGUUUUUGAACAGAAACAGGACUUUGCAAAAGGGAUUUAUGGUUUCAUUUUGGGCAAGUUUUUGGACAGCAAAGAUAGUAAAAGGCUGUUUGCAAACUGGUUUUUUAUGCAGGUUUUGGAGUGAAGUAGCAGCAAGCUUGGGGCCUUUCGGACAACAAAUUUGGACUGUUUUAUUUGGUUACUUAUGCAGGGAUAGGGACUGGUUUUGCAAGUUCAAAAAAUCUGGUUUUGGGACCACAACUUUAUUGGACAUAAAACAAUAA
Messenger RNA from Vicia faba (fava bean), 597 nucleotides. Lineage: Eukaryota; Viridiplantae; Streptophyta; Magnoliopsida; Fabales; Fabaceae. The record is from the annotation of a GenBank genome assembly.